AUGGAUCAAUCGAGAAAAGACUUCAAGAAACUGGUUUCGGAGGUGAAGAAGGAGCUCAGACGCGAAAUUGACGAGGACAGAAUCGCUUGGCUUGACAAAGAGUGGCAGGGGCCAAACUGGCUCCCCGCAGAUGUCGUGCGGCCUCACAAGCCUUGCCGGAGUGUUGUCCGAUGCCUGAAGAACAUCACUGAGCUUGCCAUAAUGGGAGAAAUCGCGUUAUCUUCUCUCUGGGAGCCUGGCGGAUUUAUCAGGAGUGUUGUCGACCAGGACCUUCCACCAGGAAACCUGCAUUCAGAUCGAAGCACAAGCAUCCGAACUUUACACGCCUUACCAAGAAGAUGGUGA
This is a messenger RNA of Fusarium odoratissimum NRRL 54006, 345 nucleotides long. RefSeq lists its product as uncharacterized. The record is from RefSeq and is a predicted model, not a curated record. Lineage: Eukaryota; Fungi; Ascomycota; Sordariomycetes; Hypocreales; Nectriaceae. The transcript has a single exon. Bases 1 to 345 code for a protein of 114 amino acids.